Molecule: messenger RNA, 1968 nt
Organism: Prunus dulcis (almond)
Lineage: Eukaryota; Viridiplantae; Streptophyta; Magnoliopsida; Rosales; Rosaceae
Product: guanylate kinase 2
Exons: 11
Coding region: 501-1703 (400 amino acids)
Biological process (GO): purine nucleotide metabolic process
Cellular component (GO): cytosol
Molecular function (GO): GMP kinase activity
Source: RefSeq, a predicted model, not a curated record
GCGGUGGUGGGGAAGGGAAGAAACUUCAUAAGCACCUUACAAGAAAACGAAAGCAGGUCUUCUUUGUGUCGUGAAUUGAAUGCGACCACAAGGCCACCCCUUUUCUCUUUCUCUCUCUUCUUCUUCUGCUGCCUCUGCCUCUCUCUCUCUCUCUCUCUCUCUCUCUCUCUCUCACCACUACUUCUUCCUAGGGAGGACUAUUGGACUAAAGAUUCCCUCUUUUGUAUGCUACAAAUAUGAGAAUGCUUCAUGGGAUAUCUUGCAACUUAUUCUACCACCCUUGUGAUUUUUUCCAUCCCAAGUUCGUGUUGAUUUGAUUGCAAGCCUUCACAAAACUUCAGCUUGAAAAAGAUACACCCAAAGUGGGCUUUUAAAUCCUUCUUUGGCCUUCUGAACAAUACAUCCCCUGCCAAGAAAUAAGCUUGCUUUUUAUUUUUGGUUAUAGAGCAAUUACUGCUUGCACAAAGGGGGAAUCUAGAAUUGCAGGAACAGAUUUCUCUAUGGGAGAAGCCCCAGCAUUCAUUGUUGAUGAGCUGCAGAAGGGAUAUGGAAAUGGAUUUGAUAUAAAAUCCAAAGGCGGUGAAACAGCCAUUCUCAUGGGCAACAGAACUUAUGUGAUUGGUGGAGCCUGUGAGGAAUCGCCAUUGUCAAUUGGAGUUCAGAUUUUUGACCAAUCUACUGGUGAAUGGAUAUAUCCUACUGUGUUGGGAACAAAACCCAAAACCUGUAAGGGCCUUUCAGCAGUGCUUUUAAGUGAAGACCGAAUAUUGAUUACUAAGAAUGGUUCCACCCCAGACGAUUUUGCUUGGUUCCUUGAGGUGGACACCCAAUAUGUGAGGCAGCAGAAGAAAAUUUUGGGCACUGACGUGGUUGCCUGGAGUAAGGGUGUGAGGGGCUAUGCUGAGAAGCCAAUUGUUAUUAGUGGUCCUUCUGGGGUAGGUAAGGGGACACUAAUAUCCAUGCUCAUGAAAGAAUAUCCCUCCAUGUUUGGGUUCUCUGUGAGCCACACAACCCGUGCUCCUAGAGCUAUGGAGAAGGAUGGGGUCCAUUACCAUUUCAUUGAGCGAAGUGCCAUGGAGAAAGAGAUAGAAGAUGGGAAGUUCCUUGAGUUUGCUUCUGUGCAUGGAAAUCUCUAUGGAACUAGUGUUGAAGCAGUAGAAGUGGUAGCAGAUGAUGGGAAGAGAUGCAUUCUUGACAUUGAUGUUCAAGGUGCAAGAUCCGUGAGGGCUAGUUCACUGGAAGCUAUCUUCAUCUUUGUAUGUCCACCCUCAAUGGCGGAGCUUGAGAACCGCCUUCGUGCAAGGGGAACUGAGACAGAGGAACAGGUCCUAAAGCGACUUAAAAAUGCCAAGGCUGAGAUUGAGCAAGGGCAAUCGUCAGGCAUCUUUCAUCAUAUGCUGUAUAAUGAUAACCUGGAAGAGUGUUACAAGAGUCUUAAGAAACUCUUGGGGCUAGAUGGAACUGUCACUGCUCCUCCUAAAUCAUCUCCUAAAGUGGUUGAUCUGCCUAUGGACCAUUCAGUAGCCAAAAUUGAUCACAGAAUCAUCAUAAACUCUAAAACUCCGGAACUGGGAAAAGCAUCUACGAACAUGAUUGUGCUGGAUGUGUCAUCCCUCAAAGGAGGGGCCCCUGGACGGACUAGAGGGCUAGACAUUUAUACCAUGGACUCAUUUUUGGAUGGUUUGGCUUGUAUCAAUCACUGAGCCAAAUAUUUCAACCCAGAUAGCGACCGACUUCUUUGAUUUCUUUAUUCGUAUUUUCAAAUCUUUCUCAAUUUUAGUCUUAAAGAAAAAGUGGUGAUGAAGCUUCAUAUAUGAUUGUGUCAGAUCAUCGCAUAGAUUGGAUUUUUUUUUUCCCCAUUCUUUGCUUGUUUAGAACAGAGAUGACUUUAGACUUGGAGCAAUGUUGAACAAUUACAAUGACCCCACAUGGGCAAAUGAGAGCUGAUUUAUGGUUUUGUUCGGCAAA